AUGGCGGGCGGACUCGUCAAAUACCGCCAUCUCUCACGGAAAUCCUCGCAUCGCCGCGCCCUCCUGCGAAAUCUCGUCACGUCGCUCAUCCAGCAUGAAUCCAUCACCACCACAUGGCACAAGGCGAAGGAGGCCCAGCGGUUGGCGGAGAAGUUGAUCACGCUGGGGAAGAAGGAUACGAAUGCGACCAGGACGAGAGCGAGAUCGAUAUUAUUUCAACCACAAAUCCACCUUCCCAAACUCUUCGGCCCCCUACGAGAUCGCUACGCCUCCCGGCCCGGAGGAUACACGCGUUUGCUUCGCAUCGAGCCCGAAAAAGAAGACCAAGCCCCCUCAGCUAUCCUCGAACUCGUGGACGGCCCCAAGGACAUGCGUCUAGCACUCACCGCACGAACGAUCGCGCACGCGAGGAGGAAAGCGGAGGACCAAGAGAAGGAGUUUGAGAUGAACGAUAUGACGGCGCAUAAUGUGAUGAAGGUGACGCGGUUUCGAAAAGGCGGGGAGAAGGAUCUGGAUGAGAUGGUGGGCAAGUUCGAGAAGUUGUUGGAGGAGCGCGAGGAGGGGGUUACGGAGGUGAAGAAGAGGAGGGUUUAUCCCGAGUUGGAGACGAGUAGAUGA
This is a messenger RNA of Zasmidium cellare ATCC 36951, 618 nucleotides long. RefSeq lists its product as uncharacterized. Bases 1 to 618 code for a protein of 205 amino acids. Gene Ontology annotation, cellular component: mitochondrial large ribosomal subunit; ribosome. The record is from RefSeq and is a predicted model, not a curated record. NCBI's taxonomy places the organism in Eukaryota, Fungi, Ascomycota, Dothideomycetes, Mycosphaerellales, Mycosphaerellaceae. Gene Ontology annotation, molecular function: structural constituent of ribosome. The transcript has 2 exons. Gene Ontology annotation, biological process: translation.